AUUCUACAUAUUCUACAAAUCUGACUCAAUUCAAACGAGCCCAGUUACAUAUACACGUAUUUAUCAGAUCUAAAAAAUCAAAUUGAAUUCAAGAAAAAUUGAACUCGUAUAUAUUUUUGUCAAUCCUAAUUUAACGUCGGUGUAAGAAAGGGAUUGGAUUCUGCAAUUUGCAGCGACUUAGCAAAAAAGGAAAAAAGAAAAAAAAAAGGAUGCGAUGGUGAGGCUAACAGGGAAGCAGCAGCAUACACCGGGAACAAUAAGAUUUCUGUUGAUAUGCAUUGGUAUCGGUCUUUUAUUGAUCGGUCUCAUUGCCGAUAUUUUCUGGGCUUCAUCUUCUCGUUUCAAGCUUUCAUCUCUUUCGAUUUCUCAUUCAUCUGAUUUUCCCGCUACAUUUCCGUUAAUGUUCACUGAGCCUCUUAAUUCGUCGGCAAACCAAAAACCCAAGGAGAAGAAUGUUAAAGAAAAGAGUAAAGAUGGUAGAGUUUUAUCGGCUACUUUUGCUGAUUUGCCUGCUCCUCAACUUAAAUGGGAAAAGAUGGCGCCUGCUCCUGUUCCUCGUUUAGAUGGUGCUGCUAUUCAGAUUAAGAAUCUUCUUUUUGUAUUUGCUGGCUAUGGUACCAUUGAUCAUGUGCAUUCACAUGUUGAUAUAUACAAUUUUACGGAUAAUACAUGGGGAGGAAGAUUUGAUAUGCCAAAAGAAAUGGCACACUCACAUUUAGGCAUGGUGACGGAUGGGCGAUACAUUUACAUAGUCACUGGACAAUACGGUCCUCAAUGCAGAGGGCCUACAGCUCACACAUUUAUUCUUGAUACUGAAACAAAGAAAUGGAGUGACAUGCCCCCUUUGCCUGUCCCUAGGUAUGCACCAGCCACUCAACUUUGGAGAGGUAGACUUCAUGUGAUGGGUGGAAGCAAGGAGAAUAGGCAUACACCCGGAUUAGAGCACUGGAGUCUCGCUGUAAAGGAUGGGAAAGCGUUAGAAACGGAAUGGAGGAAUGAAAUACCCAUUCCACGGGGUGGACCUCAUAGGGCCUGUGUUGUGUUUAAAGAUCAUCUUUAUGUUAUUGGCGGUCAAGAGGGUGAUUUUAUGGCCAAACCUGGAUCGCCUAUUUUUAAAUGCUCUCGAAGGAUGGAGGUGGUAUAUAGUGACGUAUACAUGCUGGAUGACGAAAUGAAGUGGAAAACGUUACCUCCGAUGCCAAAACCAGAUUCACAUAUCGAAUUUGCUUGGGCUAUUGUUAACAAUUCUCUGGUUAUUGCUGGAGGCACAACCGAGAAACACCCUAUAACAAAAAAGAUGAUUCUGGUUGGAGAAGUGUUUCAGUUUAAUCUAGAUACACUGGAGUGGUCUGUGAUCGGAAAACUUCCUUACCGAGUGAAGACCACACUUGUCGGAUUCUGGCAAGAAUAUUUGUAUUUCACGUCCGGGCAACGAGACAGAGGUCCGGAUGAUCCGGCACCGAGGAAAGUGAUCGGAGAAAUGUGGAGAACGAAGUUAAAACUGAACCCGUAAUCUUCGGUUACGAUACUCGGCUUCCUAUCUGAUCGAUAUUCAUCUCGAAUCGAAAUCAAAUAUCUGUUAAACCUUCUUAUGGAAACAUUGUUUUAUUAAUUAGGUUUUUUAGGCAACAUUCAUCUCUUUUUGGUAUAGUUAUUACCACUGGAAGACUGUAAUAGAUAGGCAAUUAUUUAAUAUUUGUAAUUUUAAUUACUUAAAAAGAAAAUUAAAUUGUUCUUUUUCACGCUUCUUUUAAACUUUUACGAAUUUAUAUAUUAACUUUGGUUCAAUGUACAA
Gossypium arboreum is the source of this 1795-nucleotide messenger RNA. RefSeq names its product kelch repeat-containing protein At3g27220. Lineage: Eukaryota; Viridiplantae; Streptophyta; Magnoliopsida; Malvales; Malvaceae. The record is from RefSeq and is a predicted model, not a curated record. The coding region runs from base 215 to 1513 and encodes 432 amino acids. Gene Ontology annotation, molecular function: protein binding. The transcript is spliced from 7 exons.